AUGCCACCAGUCCGCACGGCACGCGCCUCGAAGAAGGCUCCACCGGAGGGCUUUGAGGACAUCGAAGACACGCUGCUCGAAUUCCAGAACAAGAUGAAGGACGCUGAGAAUGCAUCCCACGAAGGAAAGAAGAAGUACGAGAUGACGUGGCCCAUCUUCCAGAUCACACAUCAGCGUUCGCGAUACAUCUACGACUUGUACUAUGAGAAGGAAGCCAUCAGCAAGCAGCUCUACGACUAUCUCCUCAAGAAUGGAUACGCAGAUGCUAUGCUGAUUGCCAAGUGGAAAAAGCAAGGUUAUGAGAAGGUGAGCGGAGUCACCUCUAGUUUGCCACUUUGUUCAGUGCUAACAGGCCACAGCUUUGCUGCACCCGCUGUAUUCAGACCAAGGAGACCAACUUCCGAUCUACGUGUAUCUGUCGUGUUCCCCGUGAGCAGAUGA
Plenodomus lingam JN3 is the source of this 441-nucleotide messenger RNA. Lineage: Eukaryota; Fungi; Ascomycota; Dothideomycetes; Pleosporales; Leptosphaeriaceae. The record is from RefSeq and is a predicted model, not a curated record.